Messenger RNA from Penaeus indicus, 804 nucleotides. RefSeq lists its product as uncharacterized. NCBI's taxonomy places the organism in Eukaryota, Metazoa, Arthropoda, Malacostraca, Decapoda, Penaeidae. Bases 1 to 804 code for a protein of 267 amino acids. The transcript has 3 exons. The record is from RefSeq and is a predicted model, not a curated record. Gene Ontology annotation, biological process: chromatin remodeling. Gene Ontology annotation, cellular component: nucleus.
AUGGAAAAAGAAGAAAAUGAGAAGUGUGUUGUGGGUGGAGACCUCAACGGACACAUCGGUAGAGGAAACGAUGUCAUUAGCCGAGUAAAUGGAGGGAACAGUUUUGGUGAAGUAAAUGAAGGAGAUGGAGUUAUCGACUUCGCAGUGUCAAAUGAUAUGACUAUUAGUGAUACCAUCUUAAGAAAGAGACAAGAGCAUUUGAUUACAUCCAAGAGUGGGCACGGGGCAAGUCAAAUUGACUUCCUGUUGUAUCGAAGAUGUGAUCGGGUAGAAAUAAAAGAUUUUAAGGUAAUACCUGGAGACCAUGUGGCAGCACAGCAUCGUUUAGUAGAAAUGAAUCUGUCUAUCAGAGUUUCACAAACAAUUGCCAAAUGUGAAGCAUAUGGCCAGUUUGACGGGGAGCUAGAAACAAGAGAAGGCCUAGGGAAGAUUUUUCGCAUAGCAAAGAAACGAAAUAAUAGCACUAAAUACAUUAUACACAUUAGACAGGUGAAAGAUGAUUAUGAAAACACAUUAAGGAAGGAAGCUAAUAUUAUCAAGGGAUGGAAACUAUAUUUUGAACAUCUAUUGAAUGAAGAAAAUGAGCGACGUGUGAGAGGAUGUGGAGAUCCUAAUUAUGGCGUAGUGAGAGAAGUCUCUAAACAUAAGGUGGAGUUAGCUCUAAGAAAGAUGAAGUGUGGGAAAGCGGCUGGACCUGAUAACAUCAGCGUGGAAAGCACUUGGUGCCACGAGGGUCUCCAGACAGGCCCAUCUCUAACUCCUCAUGAAAGGUCUCAAGGAGCUGGCCAAGCCAUUACCUCCUAG